This is a messenger RNA of Diuraphis noxia (Russian wheat aphid), 852 nucleotides long. RefSeq lists its product as uncharacterized. The record is from RefSeq and is a predicted model, not a curated record. Lineage: Eukaryota; Metazoa; Arthropoda; Insecta; Hemiptera; Aphididae.
AUGCCGAACGUAAAGGGCCCGUGUCAGUGGAAGCGGAGGCUCCUCUCCUCGGUGGUCGAGAGCCAGUUGUUGUACGCGGCUCCGGAGUGGGCCACCCAAGUGUCAAAAAUCGCAAGAACUACGGCAAAUCUGAUCCGGCYCCAGAGGGCAGCCGCCCUGAGGGUGAWACGGGCCURUCGCACCRUCUCCGAUGAGGCAUCCCUGCUCCUAGCGCRAAUGCCACCGGCCGAUCUAGUGGCACUAGAAAAGUCGAGGAUCAGAGACCGGCUAACCGCAGCCCUGGACCCUAGGACUAUCCGCCCAUCAAAAACUGCCAUCAAACGCGAGGAGAGUCGGGUGACCCUCAYGCUCUGGCAGACGAGGUGGGAAAACAGCGGUAAAGGCGAGUGGACUCGCCGCGCGUUACCCAGCGUCAAGAGGUGGAUGGAGAGAACGGUGGUGGGGGUGCCCUCGUCGUACCACAUGACCCAGGCGCUGACAAACCACGGCUGCUUCYAGCAGUAUCUGGCGAGGAUKGGUAGGGCCCACAGUGCCGCGUGCAACCACUGUGCAGGGAACUCUGACACAACAGAUCAUACACUGUUCGCAUUCGAAUGCUGGUCCGGGCACCGCGUGGAGCUAGAAUCUCGGCUCGGCCACCAGCCGACCGCSGCUGACCUCCCUGAUAUACUGUGCGGGCCGGACUUCGACGUCCUCCCCGCGGCCCCCGAGGAGAGAGCCAUCCUCUUGGCCGAGGUCGACGAAACGCUCCRCCUUUUAUGUAAGAUGGUCGAGUCCAUUAUGARCCUCAAGGAUGAAGAGGAGAGAGCUCGGCAGGCGCUGGAACGAGGACGGCUGGAGGGGAUGACCUGA